GGAAUGAUCCCACACACUGUCCUUUUGAUCUUUGUCUUCCUGUCUCUCCCCGCUCUGUCUGCAGCCUCCGUCCUGCCUGGCUGGUUGGGGCUCCCUUGCCACCAUGGCUGGGCUGCUGCUCUGGGCCAGGCGUCUCUGGGCCUUGCUGCAGGUGGCCUGCCAUGUGGUAGUGGGGAAGCUGCUGAAGACCCUCUUCCCAGACAUGAUGAAGAGGCACAUCCUGAGCCUGGGCCAGAGAAGCAGCAUUAGUCAGAACACUCAGUUUGCGUAUGAGAACUGGGGCCCAACGUUCUUCAGCCUGCAGUAUUUCUUCUUCGUCCUGAAGGUGCGGUGGCAGCGGCUGGAGGACCAGGCACUACCGAGGGGCCUGGCCCCCAACUCUCCUGUGGUCACCCUCAAGGGGGAGAGUCACCACAUAUGGGACUUCAUGCAUGGCAGCAGGCCUUUGGUGUUGAAUUUUGGAAGCUGCACCUGACCCUCAUUUAUCCUCAAAUUUGACCAGUUCCAGAAACUCAUUGAAGAUUUCAGCUCGAUAGCAGAUUUUCUCAUUAUUUACAUUGAAGAAGCUCAUGCCACAGAUGGCUGGGCUUUUGCAAACAAUAUAGACAUUAAACAGCAUCGCACCCUCCAGAAUCGAAUGGAGGCUGCCCAGCUAUUAAUGGACAGGAAGCCACUGUGCCCCAUUGUUUUAGACACCAUGGACAACCUGACCAGCAAAAAAUAUGCUGCACUCCCAGAGCGCUUCUAUGUUCUCCUGGAAGGGAAGAUCCUCUUCAAGGGUGACCCAGGCCCUUGGAAUUACCACCCAGAAGAAGUCCGGGCUGUCCUGGAAAAGUUCAGCAGAUAAACCACAAGGAAGUCCUACAUUUCCAGUGGCAGAAGCGAUUAAGGCUUCUCCACUCCCCCACGCGCCAGAUCACGCCUACUGGGCUGGAAGGCGCUUGGAUCAUUGGCUCCCACGGUCCUCAUCUCAGACGCUGGGUCAGUUCAGCUUGCUCGGUUA
This is a messenger RNA of Phascolarctos cinereus (koala), 1003 nucleotides long. It is a transcript of the gene DIO1, whose product is annotated as iodothyronine deiodinase 1. The record is from RefSeq and is a predicted model, not a curated record. Gene Ontology annotation, biological process: thyroid hormone metabolic process. NCBI's taxonomy places the organism in Eukaryota, Metazoa, Chordata, Mammalia, Diprotodontia, Phascolarctidae. Gene Ontology annotation, molecular function: thyroxine 5'-deiodinase activity.